Molecule: messenger RNA, 1311 nt
Organism: Plasmopara halstedii
Lineage: Eukaryota; Oomycota; Peronosporomycetes; Peronosporales; Peronosporaceae
Product: l-asparaginase i
Exons: 1
Coding region: 1-1311 (436 amino acids)
Molecular function (GO): asparaginase activity
Source: RefSeq, a predicted model, not a curated record
AUGGCUCGUACCAAGUCCAAGACACGCAAUACUAGCAACAGUUUUAGCGCUUCUUUUGACGUUGCACAGAAUGGCGUAAGUCCCGUAGCUGUUCCCUUUAAUGAGUCGGAGGCCCAUGUGUGCGCAUCUCCUGGGUCCAUGCACGCUCCUACCCCUACGAUCACAAACUCCAAUGGUAUUGGUGUCCACCCUGAACGCUCGCAUUGUCUUGUCAUUUAUACUGGCGGUACUUUUGGCAUGGUACCCGAUGAGAAUGGCGUGUUACAUCCAAGCAGUGGAUUCUUGGAAAAAAAAAUUCGCGAAAUGGACGAAUUUCAGUUCGAAACCAUGCCUCACGUGACUGUGAGUGAGUGGGAAAAUCCUAUUGACUCAUCGGACAUGAUUCCUGACGAUUGGGCUACGAUUGCUAAAGAGAUUGAAGCUAAGUAUUGGGAUUACGAUGGAUUUGUGGUCUUACAAGGCACCGAUACGAUGGCAUACACGGCAUCAGCUUUAAGCUUCAUGCUCGAAUAUCUUGGCAAACCGGUUGUUGUCUCGGGGGCCAUGAUUCCUCUGCAUUUUCCACAUAGUGAUGCACGACGCAAUUUGAUCAUGUCGGUCAUGUGUGCAGCCACGUUGGCGAUUCCUGAAGUCUGCAUUUACUCGAAUAACAAAUUGCUACGUGGAAAUCGGACGACAAAAGUGGCCAAUAUGUCAGUUGAUGCUUUUCACUCGCCCAAUUUUCCAUCAUUGGCAAUCACGGGAGUUGAAGCCACUGUAGACCAACCAAUUAUUCUUCCGUACCCACGGUCCCGCUUUCGUGUCUUCACAAAUUUGUCAACAGAUAUUUGUGUCUUUCACUUGGUACCUGGAUUUGACGGGGAGUGUAUUGAAGCAUACAUUGAACGACAUAGUGCGUACAAAGACCAGGAUAAGCGAAAAGCAUUAGUCUUUGCACUAUAUGGAACGGGAAACGCACCAUUACGGAAAGAUGGUUUCUUACGUCUUGUACAGAUGGCAAUCGAAGCCGAGAUCCCAGUCACUAUCACGUCGCAAUGUGUACAAGGCCGUACUCAACUAGAUACGUACGCAACAGGUAUUACGUUGCUAAAUAUGGGAGUCAUAACAUCCCUCGAUAUGACAAUUGAAGCAUGUGUGGCCAAAUUGGCUUAUCUCAUGGGAAAAGGCUUUACAGGCAAGCAACUCAAGCUAAAGAUGGAAACAGAUUUACGAGGUGAAUUGUCGAUUGUUGAUGCCGUUGCAAAUGGAGAAGAGAUGAGUCGUACGCAACAGUAUCGUAAGACUGUUGUCCGCAGCUUUGCUUCUCAUUGA